Messenger RNA from Lactuca sativa (garden lettuce), 882 nucleotides. RefSeq lists its product as uncharacterized. The record is from RefSeq and is a predicted model, not a curated record. NCBI's taxonomy places the organism in Eukaryota, Viridiplantae, Streptophyta, Magnoliopsida, Asterales, Asteraceae.
AUGGCGUCAAACAAGGCUACUUCUGACGUCGCUGAUGGACCAGUCCUCACUCAUAUCAACAAGCGUAUCCGUAACCUAAGAAAAAAACUCAAACGAAUCGCGCAUCUCGAAGACUCCAUCGCUCAAGGAAAAUCCAUUAUCAAGAACAAGGAUCAGGAAAAACUCCUCAAAUCAAAGCCAAUGAUCAUCGCCGUGGUUGACGAACUAGAAAAGUCCCGUCAGCCUCUAUCCGUGGCUGUCGAUGAAGAAAUCACUCUCGCGCUCCAACGUCAUCACAAUGAUAACGUUGAAAACUGUAACAAAUCACAAACCCUAGAUGGAGAUGAAGAGCAACAAGCGGCUUUACCUGUUGAUGAUCUGCUGAGUUUGAUUUACUUCGGAAGUAUGUUUGAUGCGAAACAAGUUGACGUGGAUUCGAGGUCGGAGGAAAGAGGCUGGUGUUUGUUACAUGAUUAUAUUCUACGUUCUGAACUUUGUUGCGGUCUCGAACUGGAAGAACGGCAUUUGGAAGCGAUCGCAAGGCUGAGCUCUCUAAUGAUUUCCAGACCCGUGGAUUCUAGUCUUACUUCCCAUCAAGAUGCGUUGCAGAGAUGCAUUGAGCACGCCAAUAAUUGGAUUUGCAAGUCUGAGAAGAAGAUUGAUCCGAAUAGCGAGUUUACUUAUGCUGAUGUGAGAGAGAUGGUGACAAAGAUUAUGGGUUUAGGUUACUUCAAAAAUACUCCAUUUCCUGGAACUUCUAAAUAUCAACUAGUGCCGGAUCAUUUGAUGUAUUAUUCAGGACAUCGAGAAAAGAAAGAAAAUACAAUCGGGUAUUAUAAUUUUGAUUUCGAGGAUGAUGGUUAUUCUUCGUGGGACUGUCUAUCAGGGCUUGGCAGUGACUGA